AGCUGCGGGCAUCCGGAAAACAUCCGGAAUGUAAGAUACGGGCUCUUUGUGGUGCUGCAGACGGAACUAAUCUUGUGGUCUUGUGCGAAGAGCAAACAGCACCGAUGUACCCACGUAACUGGGUGCCGGAGCGUAGAAAGAACAAACACAGCAAAACCCUGCGGGUGAUAAAUUCUGCACCGUGGCAAUCCGUCGCAGUGCUUCCGUUGAAUCCAACCACCCAUUGACCCAAUCUGCAACGCUGUGAGGAGCAGGAUCUUCGGCUAAACGCCGUCCUCUCGGGACCCCGGGGGGGGGGGGGUUAAUGCAAAAGAUCCGUUUAGCGUGUGCCCACGGCCGACAACACAAGAUGAGUGCGACCUACCCGAAGGCACCGAUCGGAAUUCGGUUGAUCAGCUUCCUGUCGGCGAAACUGUGCCCCCGAUGGCAGAUCAACCGAGUGCUGUGGUUCAAAUGUUCCGUCCUGGGUCUCACAUACCUGGCCUACACCUGCUACCACAUGACGCGGAAACCACUCUCGGUGGUCAAAUCGGUGCUCCAUCGAAACUGUACCGGCGUUUCGUUACCGCCCGAGUUUACCGUCGGUCAGUCGACUCGGCUGGUGCCGCACGACUUCACCACCGGCCCGAACCCUACCGAUGGCACCUGGUGUGACUAUCCGCCGUUCGAUGCGCCCGAUUUUAACGCGCUGCUCGGAAAGCUCGAUUCGGCGUUCCUGUUCAGUUACGCGAUCGCCAUGUUCGGGGCCGGGUUCGUGGCAGAGCGUGUCUCGCUGCGCUACUUCCUGGCCCUCGGAAUGGCGCUGUCGGGUCUGUUUUGCUACCUGUUCGGUAUGGCCAAGGUGUACGACAUUCACACGUUCUGGUACUUUAUGGCCGUGCAAGCGGCGGCCGGCAUCUUCCAGACGACCGGCUGGCCCGGCGUCGUCACCAUCGUGGGCCGGUGGUUCGACCGAUCGAAGCGGGGCUUCAUUUUCGGCGUCUGGAACAGCCACACGUCGAUCGGGAACAUAGCGGGCCUGAUGAUUGCGUCCCACUACGUCGAGACGGAUUGGUCCCUGUCGUUCAUCGUGCCCGGGUUCCUGAUGGGGCUGGUCGGGUUUGUGAUGUUUCUGUUUCUGGUCGACGCGCCCGAAGUGGUCGACUGCCAGGAGAAAGUGUGUCCCACCGGCCAGAGAGCCGGUGACCGGGGGCGGCGGGCACGCUUGGAUGGGCUGGUCGACAGCGACGACGAGGAAGAAGUCGCCGUCACCGUGGAACAGGACAAUGCUUCGACGCGAAGCUUGCGCGGUAGCCACCAUUCCUAUGCCGAAAUCAACGAACGCACACCCAUCAUGGGAAGCAUCAAUCGCGCACCGCCGGCCCGCGACAAGGUGAUCGGGUUUAUGGGGGCCCUUAAAAUCCCGGGCGUGGUCGAGUUUUCGCUCAGCCUGUUUUUUGCCAAGCUCGUCAACUACACAUUCCUUUUCUGGCUGCCGUUUUAUAUUCAAUCUUCAACAUCCCUUGGACCGGAAAAGUCUGCCCGCGUGUCGGCGUCGUUCGAUAUUGGCGGUAUUGUCGGUGCGAUAGCGGCCGGUAUGAUUUCCGAUGCGAGCGGCAUGCCGGCCACCACGUGCCACAUUAUGUUGGCAUUAGCAGCACCACUCCUGGUCGUUUACCGUAGCUGGGGCAGUGUUUCGGUGGUACUCAACGUGGUGCUCCUGUUCGUGACCGGUCUGAUGGUUAAUGGUCCGUACGCUCUCAUAACGACGUCGGUCAGUGCCGAGCUUGGCCAACACAGCUCGCUGAACGGAAACAGCCGAGCCCUGGCCACGGUUACGGCCAUCAUCGAUGGAACGGGCUCGAUCGGGGCCGCCGUUGGUCCGCUGCUGGCCGGAAUGCUGGCCGACUGGAGCCACGUGUUCUACAUGCUCGUGAUCUCGGACGUGAUGGCCCUGGUACUAUUGCUGCGCAUCAGCAGCAAGGAGUGCUCACGGCGAAACAUUGCCAACCGCAGCCUUAACGUGCGCAUCGAGUAAAACCAAAAUCAAGUUAGCAAAACGCCGCAGAAACAGCUCUCU
Anopheles cruzii is the source of this 2059-nucleotide messenger RNA. It is a transcript of the gene MFS16, whose product is annotated as glucose-6-phosphate exchanger SLC37A2. Lineage: Eukaryota; Metazoa; Arthropoda; Insecta; Diptera; Culicidae. Gene Ontology annotation, cellular component: membrane. The record is from RefSeq and is a predicted model, not a curated record. Gene Ontology annotation, molecular function: transmembrane transporter activity. The coding region runs from base 305 to 2017 and encodes 570 amino acids. The transcript is spliced from 6 exons. Gene Ontology annotation, biological process: transmembrane transport.